CCCGGCUCCCGCCCACCCAUGCGCUGAAAGCUGAAAAAUCACAUCCCAAGCUUUUUUAGAAGUUCGUUUAUCUAGGGAUUCUUUAGGCCUCCGGCAGUUUCCCCGAUUUGCUAUCGUAGCUUAUGAUACUGCGUCGAAAGAUUUCUCCCGUAAAGCCUCCAUAGCCGAGUGUCGUGUUUUAGGUUGAUUCAAGCUGUCAGUUUGUUCAUGUAGUUUUAUUGGUAUCUGAAGAGGGAUAAUGUUUAUUUGAAUAACUCAGUGGAAGAAGAAGGUUUUAGUACUUUUCUUUUCUUUGCCGUAAUAAUCUGUCAUCCAUCUUCAUGGGAAAGCUGACAGUGAAGUUUGUUGGGGGAUGCAGGGUUUGCUUGAUGUCUCGUCGCCUACUUCGCUUUAUGCCAGCAUCGCAAGGAGGGAUCUUUAUUUUUGUAAAGUUCUUAUUUUUACUUCUUCAGCUUGUCUUUCAACUGUUUUCAGAAACUUUGAGGCCAACCACUGCAUGUAUUGUACUUCAUUACCUCUGAUAGGCAAAGAGAACAAAUCCAUCAAAUCCACAUCUGAUCAUGAAGUAUUAGAUCAGUUUGCAAGGAUACAUGACUUUGUUCUUGGGCCGGAAGAACAUGAGUGUGCCCAUAAGAUAAGAUGCAUUAUUUUAAAUCUUCAAAGUAGGAAUGUUAAUGUUGUCAUGCAGGCUCUACAGAGCAAUCAUAAUUUCCAUCAAAUGCAGCUUACAACAAAUACUGUUGAUAGUCUGCUCCAAAAUUUUGGUGAUGAUUGGCAAUCUGCUAUGGGUUUCUUCCAAUGGGCUGGUUCUCGGCCAGGCUAUAAACACACCACAUAUGCAUAUAAUAAGAUAGUGGACUUACUAGGCAAGAUGAAGCAAAUUGAUCAUAUGUGGGAUUUGGUGGAGAAGAUGAGGAUUGAAGGCUUUAUUACCCUCGAAACAGUUGCUAAGAUCAUGCGAAGGCUUGUAGGUGCAGGAAGAUGGAAAGAUGCUGUUAGUUUUUUUGAUGAUUUGGGACGCAUAGGGUUAGCAAAAGAUACCGAAACAAUGAAUUUUUUGCUUGACACCCUUUGCAAAGAGAAAAAGGUUGAAGUAGCCCGUGAAGUAUUUAUGGAACUUAAGGCACAAAUCCCUGCAGAUGCUUACACUUUUAAUAUUUUUGUCCAUGGCUGGUGUAUUGCACGCAGGAUUGAAGAGGCAAUCUGGACAAUUCAAGAGAUGAGAGGCUAUGGUUUUCAACCAUCAGUGAUCACAUAUUCAACUAUCCUUAUGGCACAUUGUAAACAGUCCAAUUUUUGCAAGGUCUAUGAGGUGCUUGAUGAGAUGGUUGCCGAUGAUUGCCCACCAAAUGUUGUCACUUACACCAUCAUUAUUAAUUCACUUGCUAGAACUCAAGAUGUUGAACAAGUGCUGGAUGUAGUUAACAGGAUGAAGUCAUCUGGAUGUAAACCCGAUACUCGUUUUUAUAAUACCUUGAUCAACAUUCUUGGAAAAGCAGGGCGCUUGGAUGAUGCUUUCCAUAUCUUCGAAAUUGAGAUGGGUAUGAAUGGUGUCAAACCCGAUAUAUCGACCUACAAUAUUAUGAUCUCUAUAUUUUGUCAGCACAACCAAGAACAAAAUGCUUUACAUGUCUUGAAGGAGAUAGAAUACUCUCCUUGCAAACCUGUUCUACAAACAUACAAUCCACUGCUCAAACUAUGUUUUAGAAUGGGAAAAAUAGAUGAUCAACUUAAAAGCUUGUUGAGCGACAUAACAACAAAACAUCACUUGAGUUUUGAUCUUGAUACAUAUACACUUUUAAUUCAUGGCCUAUGUGGUACAGGACAUGUUGAAUGGGCUUAUUUUCUUUUUAAUGAGAUGCUAGGCCAAGAAAUUGUUCCUAGGAUUCGUACAUGUCGGCUACUCAUGGAUCUAGCUAUACAAAAGAAUAUGGAUGUAGCUGUGGAGAGGAUAAAAAGUUUGAUUAGCAGAUCAAAAGUUUGAUGAUGUGAAUUUCUUAGUUGAUCUUGUGGAUGCUAGAAUUGUAUGAUGAUUUGUAUAAUUGUAGGAUAGAUUGUAGUCGUAGAUGCGUAUAUUCAUAAGACAUGUUUUAUGUUAUAUCUUCAUUUAUAUGAUUCCCAUGUUACAAUACCCUUUGCUUUUUUCAUGAAUGCUCAAUAGCUUUGACAGCUAAUUGUCUUUUUGGCUUAUAUACAAUUUUUAGCC
This is a messenger RNA of Dendrobium catenatum, 2206 nucleotides long. RefSeq names its product pentatricopeptide repeat-containing protein At3g04130, mitochondrial. Gene Ontology annotation, molecular function: protein binding. The coding region runs from base 353 to 1984 and encodes 543 amino acids. The transcript is spliced from 2 exons. NCBI's taxonomy places the organism in Eukaryota, Viridiplantae, Streptophyta, Magnoliopsida, Asparagales, Orchidaceae. The record is from RefSeq and is a predicted model, not a curated record.